AUGCCAGAAGGAUCCAUCAGCGAGAAUGAGAAGAGGCAGCUCGUCGGUGCUCUUCAGACCCAUCGCCUGAACACCAUCUCCGAGCUUCGCCGCGCCGAGAAGUCUCUGGCUACCAUUGACUCUGCCGAUGUCUCGGAGCCCAUGACAUCUGCAUGGACCUACUAUGUCAACUAUCACGGUCUGCUCACCGAGCUUCGUAGCUUAACCCGGAAUUAUCCCUUUAGUUCCGAUUGCGUUGAAGAGGCUAAGCGUCGGGUGUACUCGGACCCCAACAGCAAUCGGAGUUGGAACCUCGCGUGGCUCGUGCUGACCAAAAUUCAGUCCGACCAACUGAUUUCUUACUAUGCCCGCUACCAAGCCUCCCAACCAGCCAUGUGGGGCAACCAAGCCCCUACUGCGGAUGGUGUGGCUAAGCUCGCUAGCGCCUUCGUUAGCGAGUGGAACUUCGCCGUCUCACAACUGCUCCGCUACUGGGACCGUCCUCCGGUGUCACAUUGA
Lasiodiplodia theobromae is the source of this 498-nucleotide messenger RNA. RefSeq lists its product as uncharacterized. The record is from RefSeq and is a predicted model, not a curated record. The coding region runs from base 1 to 498 and encodes 165 amino acids. NCBI's taxonomy places the organism in Eukaryota, Fungi, Ascomycota, Dothideomycetes, Botryosphaeriales, Botryosphaeriaceae. The transcript has 5 exons.